Molecule: messenger RNA, 979 nt
Organism: Closterium sp. NIES-67
Lineage: Eukaryota; Viridiplantae; Streptophyta; Zygnematophyceae; Desmidiales; Closteriaceae
Source: the annotation of a GenBank genome assembly
GGACGGUCUGUUUUCUGAGGUGAGUCGGCACCUAGAGGCGGCGGCAUUAGAGUCCGUUCGUGGACGUCACACUGACCCUUUGCAUCUUGCCCGUUUGACAUCCCUUCAGGGCGCAGAUGCAGGCGCGUGGCUCACGGCGGUCCCUUAUGCAGAUCCACUGCGCAUCCCGGAGGCGCAGUGGCAGGUGGCUUCAUGUUUUCGCCUUGGUCUGUCUAUCCCCCAGUUAGCCCUUACAGGUCAUUGCUCGUGCGGACGGGAGAUCGAGGACAUGUCGGUGCCCCACCACGUCGUACGCUGUCAGCACUACCACGUCACCACGACCGUCCACAACGCCGUGAAGUACGUCCUUCGCGACAUCGCGCGCGAGGCGGGUUUCGCGGUCAGGGUGGAGGACACGGCGCUCAUCCCACACCUGGAGGAGGCUGUCGCGCCGGACGCCUCGACCUGGGUAGCACAAGGAGGGGCGGCUCUUGCCCAACCCCCCUCGUCAGUCCGCCCCCAACCCUGUUCCACCCCAGCAGGGGGCGGUCACACGGCAGCCGCUGAUUGGACAGUUUGCCCAACCCCACACAGGUCGCCGGAAGAAGGGCAAGGGCACGGGGACACCCGGGGCAGCCCGGCGCUCGGAGCAGCCGGACACGACUCCACCCUCUGCUGGCGUGCAGCCCUUACCAUCCACCACCCCUCAGGCGACCCCAUCAUUGCCCCCGGCCCGCCACCCACUGCCCUCCCAUAACCAGGAUGGCGAGCUUCGGACGGCUGGGCGGAUUCGGCAUCCGCCGCAUGGCGCGCGCGGCGCCAGCGAGCUACCUCUGCUCCUGGGCGCAGUGCGCCCCCAUCCUCUGCUCCCUCCCACAGAUCGCACUACCACGUCACCACGACCGUCCACAACGCCGUGAAGUACGUCCUUCGCGACAUCGCGCGCGAGGCGGGUUUCGCGGUCAGGGUGGAGGACACGGCGCUCAUCCCACACCUGGAG